AUGAACCCAAAUCGAGGAGAAACACGAGGGCCACAGUUACAGAGGAGAAACACAAGGGUCACAGUUACAGAGGAGAAACACGAGGGCCACAGUUUUAGAGGAGAAACACGAGGGCCACAUUUACAGCGGAGAAACACGAAGGCCACAGUUAUAGAGGAGAAACACGAGGGCCACAUUUACAGCGGAGAAACACGAGGGCCACAGUUACAGAGGAGAAACACGAGGGCCACAGUUUUAGAGGAGAAACACGAGGGCCACAUUUACAGCGGAGAAACACGAGGGCCACAGUUACAGAGGAGAAACACGAGGGCCACAGUUUUAGAGGAGAAACACGAGGGCCACAUUUACAGCGGAGAAACACGAGGGCCACAGUUACAGAGGAGAAACAAGAUGGCCACAGUUAUAGAGGAGAAACACGAAGGCCACAGUUAUAGAGGAGAAACACGAAGGCCACAGCUACAGAGGAGAAACACGAAGGCCACAGUUAUAGAGGAGAAACACGAGGGCCACAGUUAUAGAGGAGAAACACGAAGGCCACAGUUAUAG
Messenger RNA from Mizuhopecten yessoensis (Yesso scallop), 546 nucleotides. RefSeq lists its product as uncharacterized. NCBI's taxonomy places the organism in Eukaryota, Metazoa, Mollusca, Bivalvia, Pectinida, Pectinidae. The record is from RefSeq and is a predicted model, not a curated record. The coding region runs from base 1 to 546 and encodes 181 amino acids. The transcript is spliced from 2 exons.